This is a messenger RNA of Sphaeramia orbicularis (orbiculate cardinalfish), 1544 nucleotides long. RefSeq names its product tektin 3 (gene tekt3). Bases 81 to 1544 code for a protein of 487 amino acids. The transcript has 8 exons. Gene Ontology annotation, biological process: cilium assembly; cilium movement involved in cell motility. NCBI's taxonomy places the organism in Eukaryota, Metazoa, Chordata, Actinopteri, Kurtiformes, Apogonidae. The record is from RefSeq and is a predicted model, not a curated record. Gene Ontology annotation, cellular component: nucleus; sperm flagellum; microtubule cytoskeleton.
AGCUGAGAGGCAGGACGCUGAAUAACCACAACAAGAUCUGUCUGUCUAGAAACCCAGGAGGACAUUGAAAGGAGUCAACUAUGGAGCUGAUUGGAUCCACUCUGACUGCCACAUAUGCUCGGCCAAAGACCAGCCACUUCCUCCCUGCCAUCUCCACAAUGGCAUCCAGUUACCGCAACACCCAGCCAGCCUUGGUCAUGAAUCCCAGUGCCAACCAGUGGAGGACCAACGGCUACUACAAGAGCAGCACCACUGUUCCACCCCAAUCCGCUCUACAGAGGGAGAACUUCGAUCUGGUUCGAGCUAAAACCAUGUUCUACCCAUCCAACAGGACGGCACUGUCCACCCGGUACACCCCCGAAGACUGGUAUAAAUCGAACCAAAGCAACUACAGGGAGUCUGAGUCGUCUAGGAAAAGCUCAGAAAGACUGAGAAAAGACACAAUUAGGCUGAUGCAAGAUAAAGACCAGCUCACUCGAAGAACUCAAGAGACGACCAGUAAAAACCUUGGUGAGCGGGUCAAUGACAUUGUAUUCUGGAAGUCUGAGCUGAGCCAUGAAAUCGAUAACAUGGUAACAGAGAUAGCAGCCCUCAGCGAGGUCAAGAGGAGGCUAGAGAGAGCCUUGGCAGAGACUGAAGGGCCACUUCAGGUGUCUCAAGAGUGUUUGUACCACAGAGAGAAGCGGAUGUCCAUCGAUUUAGUGCAUGACCAUGUAGAGAAAGAUCUCAUUAAGGAAGUGGAGGUCAUAAAAUCAUGUCAGGAAAGGAUGAGACGACAUCUGGACAGAGCCACUGCUCAGCUGGCGUCAAAUCGAGCCGCUCAGCAUGAACUUGAAAGAGACAUGAGUGACAAAGUGACGGCUCAAAGGAUCGAUGGCAGGUGUCACCAUCUGAGGAACACUUCAGCUGGUAUUGGAUAUUACAGAGGGAUUGAAAGACUAGACCCCUCGCUGUCUCUGCCUGACUCGUGGUCGAAGUUUACAGAUGACAACAUUCUGCACUCCCAAAGCGAACGAGCUGCCUCCCACAAGCUCAGGGACGAGAUAGAAAUCCUCCUGAACAUCACAUCCAAUGAGAUGUGGAGCCAGUUCAACUCUGUCAAUGUGUCCUUUACCAACCGCAUAUCAGAAACUGCUGAUGCGAAGAACAGCCUGCAGACGCACCUGGCCAAGACUCUGCAGGAGAUCUUCCAGACUGAGAUGUUGAUCGAGUCUCUAAAAAAAGCCCUGAGAGACAAAGAGUGUCCGCUGAAAGUGGCCCAAACCAGGAUGGAGGAGAGAACUCGGAGACCCAACGUAGAGCUCUGCAGGGACAACCCACACCACAGACUUGUGGAUGAGGUGAGAGAGAUCGAAGACACCAUUUAUAAACUUCAGGAGAGGCUGAUGGAGGCUGAGAACACACUGCAGACUCUGGUCAAGACCAAAGUCACCCUGGAACAUGACCUGUCCGUCAAGGCUAAUUCACUGUUCCUUGACCAGGAGAAGUGCAUGAGCAUACGGAAGAGCUUUCCCAGCAUGCCUCGUCUGGUCGGCUACACAUAA